AUGGCCAGUGAUAUUAAUAGUGACUCCAGUGGUAGUGAUUCUGGUUCUACACCAGAAGAAGAACGAAUACGACGUUUAUUUCAGACUUGUGACGGAAAUGGAGAUGGUUAUAUUGACAGUCAAGAUCUUUUGGCUGUAUGUCGACAGCUGAACCUGGAGCACUGUGUUGGUGAAAUAAUGGAACAGUUGGGAGCUGAUGAGCAGGGUCGCAUAUCUUACAGUGAGUUUCUCAGAAGAAGAAUGCAACUGAUUAAUGAAAUAAAUGCCCUCACUUUACAAGAACAGGCCAGGGAAAGCGAGUCACUUCAGAGUGGUAAUGGCAGGCAUUCCAUAACAAUGCAGCAAGCUUCUCCUGCGCCUGAAAGUAGUAGCACUGGUAACUGGCCUACAAGUAGUGACAGUCAGGGAAGUCAUGGUGCUAGUGGCAAACAUGAAAGCUGGGAAUUUGAUUCAGGGGCUCGUGAUUUAAGUCCAGAACCAAACACUCUUCAUAAACUUAUUGAAGCUGCUGGAGGAACAAUAUCUGGCUGUAGCAAUGAUUUGUUGGAACUUGCAAACAAGUUACAUCUAGCAAAGUUGGACUCAUUGAAGAGCAAAAUUACAGAGCUUACUACCAUUAUACAACACACAGCUCAGGAGAGGGAUAUUCUAGAAAGGCAGCUAAAUCGAACGCAGUUGGAUCGCUUAAGGCUGGUAAGAGAGCAGGAGGAUAGGUUAGAACAGCAAGCUUUAAGAUAUGAAGAAAGAUUGACCGAACUCCAUAGUGUCAUUGCAGAAUUGUCCAAGAAAUUAGAAGCUCAGAGAGCAAAUGUGAUAAAAGAGGAAGAUGAAUGCAGUCAGCAAUCUGGUGAAGAAUCUAGGCAAAGUGAAACGCAAAGUCACUGUACAAGCAACGAUAACAAUAUCACAGAAUCUUGUAGUGAAAGAGAACUCUCGAGAUUUGGUGGAGAGGAAGAUUCACGCAAUGAAGUUUCUCGGACAAUUUUGCAAGAAGGGGAAGAAGCUAGUAGUGGUCUUGGUGAUAAUGAAAGUUCAGAAGAUCAGCAAGUACAGAAUGGCAGGGAUAAAGAGAUUGAUGCUUUUAAAGAAAGUAGAGCAACAUCCUGUCACAGCUUACAAAUUUCCCAGCUUCAGGAGGAGGUCAUUGUUUUAAGAGCUGAAAAUGCUGCAUUGCAAGAUCAGCUAGGCCGGCAAGAGACCGAGCUCAACAGAACACGAGCUGCCCUUGCCAGUUGUAGAGAAGAAAGGGACAAAUUUCAGAGGAGGAUUCGUGAAGUUCAAGCCAAAUUAGCUAGUUUACAGUCGCAAAGUUCUCAGGGCUCACAAACAGGAAGUUCUCCUACUAGAAGUAAAAGCCCACACAUAAAUCCUACAACUGGGGAAAGAACACCAACUUCUCGGGAAGAUGUUCCUAUUGCUAAAAUGGCAGAACGAGUGAGACUAAAGAAAGUCGAAAGUGGCGACCGUCAUAUUUUAGGCUCUGAGAUAGCUAGCUUAGGACUAUCAACAACAAAAAUGGCGGAACACUUAGCUCAAAAUGUACAUGAAGAAUCCCAUGCUCAGGAAAUAUUCCAGACUCUAUUUUCUGCUGGUUCUCCUGUUCCCGAAAAUAAAAUUCGUGAAUUCGAAGUGGAAAUGGAGCGUCUGAAUAGUCGAAUUGAACAUUUGAAAUCACAGAAUGAUCUUCUUAAUUUAACCCUUGAAGAGAGCAAGGGGCACUGUGAUAGACUUAGUGUUCUUAUAGGAAAAUAUGAAUCUAAUAAUACUGCUUUGCAAUUGGCAUUAUCUUAUAGUGAUCAAGCCAUAGAAACGUUUGAAGUAUUGAUGGCACUUUUAGAAUCUGAACAAGACCAGAUACGUGCAAACUGUAAAGCUGUUGGUCUAGUCAAAUCCGAGGGUGAAGACCAAGAAAAAAUAAUGGAGCUUUUAAAAGAAUCACAAGAAAAUAGGAAAUCUGCUGAAAAUGUUGCAAGGCAUUUUCUUCAAAAGCUAGAUCGAAGUUAUGGAAUUUCUCCUCGGAUUGGAGGCUGCCACAUUAGUCCAUGGGAAGACCUUUCAUCACAUAGUCACACAACUAGUACAUCUAGUUCUGUGUCAAGUAGCUGCGAUGGGGGAGAAUUCUCAAAAGCAGACGAACGGCGACUUCGAGAUUACAUCAGCCAGUUGAAAAACGAUAGGGCAUCCGUUCGAACAACUGUAGUGGAGCUGGAGAGUAUUCAUGUUGACCCUACGAACAAAGAUCCUCCUACAAUUAUUGAUGCUCAAAAGUUGGAUCUGGAGAAUGCCGUCCUCAUGCAAGAGUUAAUGGCCAUGAAAGAAGAAAAGGCUGAACUGAAAGCUCAGGUAUACUUAUUAGAAAAGGAAAAAACAUCUCUAGAACUGCAGUUAAGUAGUAGAGAAGCACAAGAGCAAGCUUAUUUAGUUCAAAUUGAACAUUUUAAAAGUGAAUUUCAUGAACAAACAGAAUUAGUUGAGAAAUUACAGAGUUCCAGCACAAAUCAAAAGAGUGAUGGUAGUUUCAAAACAAGUGAGAGUGAAAAAUUAAAUGAAGCUACAGAGAAAGUUAGCAAAUUAAAAGCUAGGAUACAAGACUUAGUGUUAACGAUGGAGAAAGUUACAAAAAAUUCAGAAAUGAGUGCUCAGCAAUCUGUUGAAUUUGUUAAUGAUUUAAAGCGUACUAACAGUGCCUUGGUUAUUGCCUUUGAGAAGGCAAAGAAAAAGCAGCAAACCAAAGUGAAAAAACUUGAAUUGCAAAUGAGUUCUAUGACAGAAAGACAUAAUGCUCAGGUGCGAAUGUUGAAGCAAAGAAUAGCUAUGUUAGAAGGGGAACCUGGACAUCGUCUCUCACAGGCAUCUAGUGUUGACAUUCCUAUGUAACGAUUUAUGUUUUUAAUAUUUCAAUUUCCCUCUGCAAGGACAUGUGAUCUCCAACUCCAAAUAAAUACUCAAAAAACAUACGUACCAUCGAUUCAGUGGCAUCAAACCAGAUUACAAAAUUUAGAUUUUCCAAUUAGUGCACUGUUUUUUAGUUACCAAACCACACAUUUUACAAAUGGAAUAGUUUAAAUAUUACAGUCGACUCCCGCUACAACGCGAUUCGACUUACGCAAAAUGGCUAUAACGCGAGUUUUUCACGAGUAACGAAUUUUAGAGAUAACGCGAAUUUUUCGUCCACUACACGAAUUUUUUUGGAUGGAAGUAUCGGCUUCGUUAUUGGCUGCUAAAUAUUGAUUGCGUGUGAAUGUUAAUACAUCCCUUUGAGUAUCACUGACAGGGUGACAGUGAAAGUUCCCACACCAAACUAGUCUAAAAUUGAUGAAAUAUAAUUGCACCUUAGUGCUACUUUCACCUAAAGUUUGUGAAGAUGGGAUGAAAAACAAAGUUUCUGAUAUAAAAAAAGGCUAAGAUUCUCGAUAUGCUUGAACAAAAAAAAAAAAAACGGCGAUGGUAGGGCGCGGCAAUAAGUAUGACUUGAAUCUACCAUAUGUACAAAAAAAGAUAUCUAUAAAAGUGCAAAACUUAGUUUCAAUACUGAAGAUUGUAGAACAAUCUAGCAAAGUAAAUAUUAAAAUGGAAGCUGCUCUUGUAUUGUGGAUAAAAUAAAUCAGGAAGAGGGGCUAUUUCCCCAAAUUGAAACGUUAUAAAAGAAAAGGCGAAGCAACCAUAUUUAAAAAUGUUUUUGAUAAGAAUAACGAUCUUAUAAUGGAGCAUAAAUCAUCAUUAUCUUCAUUUUUAACUCAUAAAUAUUGUUACUUUAUUUGCUGUACAGCACUAUUAUAAUGCAGCAUUUUAUUAUCACUUCAUACUGUGUGCACGGUGUUGUUUUAUUUUACG
Messenger RNA from Uloborus diversus, 3834 nucleotides. RefSeq names its product colorectal mutant cancer protein-like. NCBI's taxonomy places the organism in Eukaryota, Metazoa, Arthropoda, Arachnida, Araneae, Uloboridae. The transcript has 16 exons. Gene Ontology annotation, molecular function: calcium ion binding. Bases 1 to 2877 code for a protein of 958 amino acids. The record is from RefSeq and is a predicted model, not a curated record.